CUUCGCUCCGCUCUGCCGGCGGCUUGCUGCCGAGGCUCAGGACCGGCGGUAGCAGCCACGCCGGGAGCUGAGCUCGGCGCUGGGAGCGGCAUCCAGCUCACGCAGUCGCAGGGAAGAGGAGCAGCCGGGAGCCCGCCCGCCUCCGAAGCAAGGCGCGGAGGAUCGGCACAUUCUUGUUCCGCCAGGGGCCACUCUGCUAACCCCCCCGUCGCCUCCCGUCCUUCCCUCCCUCUCCGCCCCCCUCCGUCCCCGCCCCUCUGGAGUGAUAGCCCUGCGAGUUUGCUUCGCUGCCCGCGCCCGUCGCUGGGCGUCCGCCUCCGCAUUUACCCCGCCAUCAACUCUGGGGAGCCUCCGGCGGAGGGCAGGGAACCGAAGUUGCAGCCUACCCAGGUGGAAAGUAGCGGCAACGCGGAAGGGGCCGGGGCCGAGCACAGUCCGGCCCAGACGAGCGGGGCCGCAGCGGAGCAGCGCCGCCCGCAUCCCGCGGUAACGGUCUGGCCCCGCGCCCCAAGCGGCGCUGGCUGGGGCAGGGCAUUGCGGCCCCGAGGGAGCUGCCGGGCGCCGCGACCCGCGCCGGCCGCGCUGCGAAAAAGAAACCAACAUGCAGAGUGGAGGGAAAUGCAAAACUGCUCUUUUAUCAAAAAGGAAUUGGCUUUCUGCCUCUCCCACACAUUUUCCCUUUUCUUCAAAGUGAGAGGAUUAUCUGAAUCAUUGAGGCUAAAUUUGGGCAUCAUUGGCUGAAGGUAUGAUGAAAGUCGUCUGGAAAAUAUGUCGAUACCCAAUGACUAUUAAUUCAGAUGCACCUUUCAGAAGCAGAGGGGAGUAGUGGUUAAAAGCACUGCAGUUUCAUCAAAAGGACCUAAUGGAGGAUCUAUGUUGAUUUUUUUUUUAUUGAUUUUUUUUUUCCUUCCCACUCUCCCAUGAGUCCCAAAAGAGAAAGAUGGAAAGAGCGUGUAUGGAAAUUGAGAUUGGUCAAGGCAGAAGACAAUAAAAUCCAUUUUAGAGUCUGUUUUCCAAAUGCUGUCUAUUCCCUGUUUCAUCAAGUACAACACAUAGUUUUGAAUAAAUGGUAUCAUUUUGGGAUCAGUGGAGUUUUUUGUCAGCUCUAAAAAUGAAAUUUCACCUGAUUGGAAACUUCUUAAAAAAGAAAUGCAUGCCUGGGGGAGAGGAGCUGCCUAAUGGAUCAUGGCUGUGAUGUUCAUGGGGCAUACUUUAUUUCUAGCAUUGAUGAUGUUUGCUCUCUUCACUUUUGAAGAAUCCAUAAGCAAUUACUCUGAUUGGGUGACUUUCAUAGAAAAAGUAGAUCAAUAUGAAAAAAAGCAACCCAAAGGUGUUAGUGCAGAGCAGAAACUGAAAAAAACAGUUUUGCAUCCAAGCUUGUAUUUUGAUACUGAAGAUAUCCAGGCACUGAGGCAGAAGGCUCAUACAAGCCAUUCACAUCUAUUUAGAGCCAUCAAAAGUGCGGUGUCAGUUAUGCUGUCCAACCCAUUAUACUACCUACCUCCACCUAAGCAUGUUGAUUUUGCUGCAAAGUGGAAUGAGAUUUACGGUAACAAUCUGCCACCUCUAGCGUUUUAUUGUUUGCUGUGCCCCGAAGAUAAAACUGCAUUUGGUUUUGCCCUAGAAUAUAUGGAUAGAAUGGCUGCCUACAAAAACUGGUUGGUUGAGAAUGCACCUGGGGAUGAAGUGCCACUCGGUCACUCACUAACAGGAUUUGCCACUGCUUUUGACUUUUUGUAUAAUUCACUGGAAAAUGAGAGAAGGCAAAAAUACCUGGAAAAGAUAUGGUCUGUAAGUGAGGAAAUGUAUGAGUACUCAAAGGUUCGUUCCUGGGGAAAGCAGCUUCUCCAUAAUCACCAAGCAACCAAUAUGCUUGCUUUGCUUAUUGGGGCUUUAGUUGCAGGAGUGGACAAAGGAUCUCAGGCAAAUAUUUGGAAACACACUGUUGUUGAUGUGAUGGAAAAAACAAUGUUUCUGCUCAAUCAUAUCGUUGAUGGGGCUCUGGAUGAGGGUGUGGCUUAUGGGAGUUAUACAGCAAAGUCGAUAACCCAGUAUGUUUUCCUGGCCCAGCGCCACUUUGGUAUUAACAACUUGGAGAAUAACUGGCUCAAAAUGCACUUUUGGUUUUACUAUGCCACCCUACUACCAGGCUUUCAGAGGACUGUGGGCAUAGCGGAUUCUAAUUACAACUGGUUUUAUGGUCCUGAGAGCCAGCUGGUUUUCUUGGAUAAGUUUAUCAUGAAGAACGGAGCUGGAAACUGGCUGGCACAACAGAUUAGAAAACACAGACCCAAGGACGGGCCAAUGGUGCCAUCCACUGCACAGAGAUGGAGCACACUACACACUGAAUUUAUAUGGUAUGCUGCUGAAAUUGCUUCUCAGCCACCUCCUGACUAUGGUACUGCUAAAAUGCAUGUGUUUCCUAACUGGGGAGUUGUUACCUAUGGGGCUGGGUUGCCAAACAGUCAGACAAACACUUUUGUGUCUUUUAAGUCUGGAAAGCUUGGUGGACGUGCUGUCUACGAUAUUGUUCAUUUUCAACCGUAUGCCUGGAUUGAUGGAUGGAGAAGUUUCAAUCCGGGACAUGAACAUCCUGAUCAGAACUCUUUCACUUUUGCUCCCAAUGGACAGGUGUUUGUAUCUGAGGCUCUUUAUGGACCUAAACUCAGCCACCUGAAUAAUGUCUUGGUCUUUGCUCCAUCUCCUACGAGCCAGUGCAACCAGCCUUGGGAGGGACAGCUUGGUGAGUGUGCCCAGUGGCUGAAGUGGAUUGGCGAUGAAGUUGGAGACUCAACUGGAGAAAUUAUAACAGCCUCUCAGGCUGGAGACAUGAUGUUUGUGAGUGGCGAGUCAGUAUCAGCUUACACAUCAGCAAUGAAAUUGAGAAGCGUGUAUCGUGUUUUAUUACUCUUAAAUUCUCAAACAUUGUUAGUAGUCGACCACAUUGAAAAGGAGGAAGACUCUCCUGUUAAUUCUGUUAGUGCCUUUUUUCAUAAUCUUGACAUUGAUUUUAAAUAUAUUCCCUAUAAAUUUAAGAACAAAUACAGUGGAGCAAUGAUGGAUGUUUGGGAUGCUCACUACAAAAUGUUUUGGUUUGAUCAUCAUGGGAGUAGUCCUGUUGCUAGGAUACAGGAGGCUGAACAAGCUGCUGAAUUCAAAAAGCGAUGGACUCAGUUUGUAAAUGUUACCUUUCCAAUGAAAAACACGCUUACAAGGAUUGUUUACCUUUUCUAUGGCCCAUAUGUCAAUGUGUCUAACUGUAGACUCAUUGAUAACGCGAAAUCUGGAUUUCAGAUUUCGCUAAGUGUUAACAACACUGAAAAUACCAUUUCUGUUGUGACUGACUAUCAGAAUUUAAAGACAAGGUUUGAUUACUUGGGAUUUGGUGGUUUUGCCAAAGUUGUUAAUGAAAACAAAGUGACCAGGUUUGGUCUAGGUACUGAAUUAGUUGAAAAAGAGAUUAAAACUAAUAGGUCUGUUUUCCCUUUUGGAUUCAAAGUGAAUGUAUUUGCAGGGUUAAUUUUAGGUGUAAGUUUGGUCAUACUGGCUUUUCAGUGGCGAUUUUACAUAUCGUUCGGUAAAAUGUUACGAUGGAUCCUGAUACUGGUUGUCACUCUGUGGCUUAUUGAGUUGGUGGAUGUGUGGAGCAUGUGUACUCGGCCCAUCUGUGCAAAAUGGAGCAGUGACAUGACAAGACUAGAACACGAUAAAGGCAAUAAAGCCAAACAGUUGGAAGGAAGUCCCGUUGUUUUGCCAGAUGUUAUCAUUACUUCACUUCCAGCUUCUGGUGCAGAAAUUUUAAAACAGCUGUUUUUCAAUAGCAGUGAUUUCCUAUACAUGAGGAUACCUACACCCUAUCUCGAAAUUCCUGAGACUGAAUUUGAAAUCAAUUCCUUUGUAGAUCCAUGUGAAUGGAAGGUUUCUGACGUCCAAAAUGGCCAUUUUCGUCUUAUCCAAAGUUGGCUCCAGUCUCUAGUUCGAGCCACAAAGUUACAUUUACAAAAUGUUCAGUUGUAUGAGGCUAGCAGAAGUAAAACCAGUCAGCAUUCUGCCAUAAUCAAAGAUAAAAAGAAAAGAUCUAAAAAGAGAGAAUCUAUGUCAGAGCAAAGAAGCAGGGCAAGAGGUAGCCAAGAUAAAGAAGCUGAAUAUAUUAGGGAGCUGAGAAGACAUCUUGUCUAUUAUCCUAAUGCACGACCUGUACUUAGUUUAACUAGUGGGAGCUGGACAUUAAAGCUUCCCUUCUUUCAGGAAAUCCUAGGACCGUCGAUGAGAGCAUUAUUUGUAGUGAGGGACCCACGGGCUUGGAUCUAUUCAAUGCUGUACAAAAAUAAGCCAAGCCUUUACUCCUUGAAAAAUGUUCCACAACACUUGGCUGCAAUGUUUAAAGGGGAGAAUGGUAAAGGAAAAUGUAGUUUAAAUGAAGGCUAUGCCUUUGAAUAUGAAUCAUUAAGAAAAGAACUUUCAAAUUCUAACUCAGAUGCUGUUUCUGUGUUGUCCUAUUUAUGGCUAGCAAACACAGCAGCAGCACUGAGAAUAAAUGGGGACUUGUUGCCAACAAAUUAUCAACUGGUCAAGUUUGAAGAUAUUGUGAGCUUUCCACAGAAGACGGCUGAAAUGAUCUUUGCUUUUCUUGGUAUUCCUCUUCCUCCUGCUAGCUUAAACCAAAUAUUAUUUGCCACCUCAACCAGUCUUUUCUAUCUUCCUUAUGAAGGGGAAAUUUCACUAAGUAGUAUUCAUGCCUGGAAACAAAACAUGCCCAGUGAAGAGAUCAGACGGAUCGAAGAUAUCUGUUGUUCUAUAAUGGACCACUUAGGAUACCCAAAGUUUAUAGAAUAAAUGCUGCUGGUCAGCAGAAAUUUGCACUAAUGAUCUCAGACUCCCAAUUUGUGGAUAAAUAUUACAGAAGUUUGUUUAUUCUUGUAAAAUGUGUACAGUCUGCUACUUUCAGAGAGAUUAUUUUAAGAAAAAGAUAGCUGUUACUGCAACUGUGUUGUGUUGUUUUGGGUUUUAAAAAAACCCCAUGUAAUUACUUUUGCUGUCAUUCAAAAAAGCUGUGUGAACCUUGGUAGAACUACCAGCUGGAGACUCUAUAGCUCAGGGGAUUAGUAGUAGAAUGUGGAGCUUUUCACCUCUGGCUUGUCAGUUUGACCCUAGCCUAAGUGGUUAGUUCCUGAAAGUACUUACCAUCUGAUCAUUUUAUGGCAGCUUAUAUGAAAUUAAACUGGUUAAACUGGCCCAGUUCCCAGUGUUGACAAUUAGCUCUCUUGAAUAGGUUUACUGAUGGAUUCUGUCUGUGUGUCACUAGUCAGUAUAGUGUUGCAAAAUAAACAUAAACUGUGAUUUAAGGCUGUUCAGAGUUCUUUUAGCAGGAGGAGACAGUCAGAACAUUUGAGUGAAUUUAGUUCCUUCUUUACAGUCUCAGAAGACAAGCAUGGGCCUGGAAUGGACAUGGAUAUUCAAUAUCAUUAUCAAAUAUGGUUCCUUCAGCUCAGAGAUGUGGCACUCAAAUUGGCUUUUGCACUUUGAUGAAAGAGAAGACCUCAUUCUCUAUAUAUGACAAUGUGGUACAGUUUGUGAGCCUGAAGUAAACUAUCUGGAGAAAAAGAAACAGGACAACAUCUAAGAAACCAACUAGAUCUCCCAAAUGAGUGGUUACAUUUGCAGAAGAUUUAAAGUAAUUUUGACUUGCCUCAACUUAACUGAAUUUUGAAGGUUGUUAACAUAUUGUCUCCUUGCACUGCUUUAUCCUGUACCUCUUGUCUAAUAUACUCUGCAAGGAUACUCUCUUUUUGAGUCAUACUCUUCUGUCCUUUGUUGUAACACAUUUCGCUGCUGAUUCUUGUUCAUAAUUUCACUGAGGUCAUAUUUGAUGUCAUUGUUAAUGGGUUAUCAUUGAUGUUUGCAUAAAAUGGCAACCUGAUAUUUAGAAGAUCCUAAAUAAAUCUCCAGGUGUGUAUUGCUGA
Molecule: messenger RNA, 5963 nt
Organism: Colius striatus (speckled mousebird)
Lineage: Eukaryota; Metazoa; Chordata; Aves; Coliiformes; Coliidae
Gene: DSEL
Product: dermatan sulfate epimerase like
Exons: 3
Coding region: 1186-4836 (1216 amino acids)
Molecular function (GO): chondroitin-glucuronate 5-epimerase activity
Source: RefSeq, a predicted model, not a curated record